AUGAUUGAAGAAAGCACCUAUGAAAAACCACACAGUAAUUCUGAUGCUUUCAAGUUUGAUGAAUCUGAUAUUCCCGGAUCCUCGUCGUCUAUUUCCUCUGACUCACCGAUCUCCUCUUCAACUACAACUUCCAUAACAAGCCUUGAUAUCACUAAUGAAUCAAAGCUCACUCAUUCAACUAACUCAUCUGCUCCAAGCUCUGAGCCACGUAAGAAGAAACCGUACAAGGAGUUAACAUUAGAAGAGAAAGUCCAGCUCAUUCGACUGGCCGAAGAUAAUGCUGGAUUGAGUCAAGCCGCCAUCGCUGAGCGAUACAAAAUUGCAAAGAGCAAUGUUUGCCGAAUUUUACAACGAAAAUCGGAAUAUCUGACGGCAUAUGAGUCAGCUGGAUUUGCCGGUAAUCGUAAACGAAAGUUGAAAGCUGAAGAUGCCAAAACAUCUGCUAACGUCUCAUCAACAUCGUCUAGUAAUUCUCUAUUGGAUCAUCAAAUGACAUCGUCAUCAUCAAGUGGACUAUUAGUCCCAGCACCAUUUGACGGUAUGCUCUUUUCUAACUUCUACUUCAAUUCUACCUCAAACAUCUAG
Auanema sp. JU1783 is the source of this 585-nucleotide messenger RNA. The record is from the annotation of a GenBank genome assembly. Lineage: Eukaryota; Metazoa; Nematoda; Chromadorea; Rhabditida; Rhabditidae.